Messenger RNA from Chlorella variabilis, 2820 nucleotides. RefSeq lists its product as hypothetical. Gene Ontology annotation, molecular function: monoatomic cation transmembrane transporter activity. Gene Ontology annotation, cellular component: membrane. NCBI's taxonomy places the organism in Eukaryota, Viridiplantae, Chlorophyta, Trebouxiophyceae, Chlorellales, Chlorellaceae. Gene Ontology annotation, biological process: monoatomic cation transport; transmembrane transport. The record is from RefSeq and is a predicted model, not a curated record. The coding region runs from base 1 to 2820 and encodes 939 amino acids. The transcript is spliced from 12 exons.
AUGCCCCCGACUCGGGCCCUGCUCGCCCUUGUGGCGGGCCUGGCCCUGCUGCGGCUGGCUGGGUGCCAUCAGGGGGCAGGCAGACACGACCUGGGAGGGACGGCGCAGAUGCCGGACCUGGCAGGGGAGCCGGGGGAGGGAGCCCCGCCCGAGCAGCCGCCGCCGCUGCCUGGAGGUCAGCCCGCCACGGGGCGGCUGGACGAAGGGGAGCUGGUGUGCGAGGAUGUGACAAAGCUGGACGCCGGCGACGACUUCUGCACAUUUGUGCGCAACCACUGCAAGGCGGAGAGCCUGGUCAACUGGCCGCAGCUGUACUACUGCCACGUGGCGCCGCACGGCGCGCUGCUGACCGCCGUCAUGCUGUUGGGCUGCACCGUGCUGCUGGGCCUGCUGUUCCGCAUCAUCGCGCGCGCAGCCGACGACUUCUUCUCCUGCAUCCUCUCCCAAAUCUCCCAAGACCUGGGCCUGCCGCCGCGGCUGGGCGGCGUCACGCUGCUGGCACUGGGCAAUGGAGCGCCCGACCUGUCGGCUUCCAUUGCCGCCGUCAAGACAGGCAACUACCAGCUCGCCAUGGGCGCCCUCACCGGGGCGGGCAUGUUUGUGGGGGGCGUGGUGGCGGGGCGCAUCAUCACGCUGAGCGGUGGGGUGAGGGCCCGCGGCGCCCAGCUGCGAGACAUCUCCACGCAGUUCAUAACGGUGGCGGUGGUGACGGGCAUCGUUGCCAGCGGCUGGUUCACGUACGGCGGCGUGGCUACCCUGCUGUCCAUCUAUGCCGGCUAUGUGGUGGUGGUGGCGGUGGCAGACUUCACCAAGCGGGCGGGGGUGGAGUGGGGAGAGGUGGCGCGCAAGGUGUCGCGCCGCAUGUCUGGAAGGUGGCGGGUGGAGAUGGUGGCGCCUCUGCUUCAAGAGGACCACGGCGCCGCAGCCGCCACAGGCCACGGCGCCCCGCCGCCCGGCCGCCUGGCAGCAGCCACGCGCCAGCAGCAGCAGCAGCAGGAGACGAUCCUAGAAGAGGGGCCGGCAGUCGAGGGCGAGGCGCUCGGCGCGGCCGGCACCAGGCUGCUGCCCUCGCCAGAGCUGGAUCUGGCGGCAGAGGCGGCUGGCAGCCUGCCCAGCGGGCGUCUGUCGCCGCUGUCCGAUGCGCCGGCGCCGGCGCCUGGCAGCAUGCCGCAGCUGGCAGCGGCUCUGUCGGCCCCGGCCGCGGCCGGCGCGCGCACCAGGUUUGCCAGCCUGCCCGACCUGCAAACCACGGCGGCGCGGCGGCAGCAGCAGGCAUCGUACUGGCACGCACAGCAGCAGCACCAGCAGCACCAGCAGCAACUCGCAGCUCACUACCCCCACCCCCACCACCCCCAUAGGCUGGCCCCCCCAGUGGCGCGCUUCCAGCCGCGUGUAGCCUACAGCGACCUAGUGCAGAUGCCUGCCAAGGAGUAUAGGCGGCGCGCGCUGGCAGAGAUGGCGCAGUCCACUUCCUUUUAUGUGCGGGACCAGCGCGACGUGGAUGAGGGGCCACCUGAGGCGGCCAGCCAGCAGCAGCGGCAGCAGCGGCAGGGGGAGGUGUGGGAGAAGUGCAGCGACAGCGAGUCGAGCGACGAAGAGGAGGAGGAAGAAAGGUCUUGGGAGGGCAGCCCCGGCGGCCGCAGGCGCAGCACUGCAGCGGAGUGGGACGCUGGCGGCGCCUACCAGCCUCCCGUGGUCGGUUUCAACGCCGCCAUGCUGGGCGCCCGGCCCCGCAGCACGGGCGACAUCGCGGCGGCGGCGGCAGCCGCGGUGGCAGAGGUGGCUGACUCAUUUGAAAUGGCCAUGACCACAGCAGACGCAGCGGCGGCAGCGGUGGCUCAGGUGGACGCCGAGGCGCGCGCAGCGGGCGGCGCCGCCGGCGGCUGCGGCCUGGCCGCCGACGAGUGGGAGACUGAGGUGCCGCCGGGGCGGGUGCGGCGCGUGCUGGAGGCGGUACAGUGGCCCGUACUGCUCCUGCUCCAGACCACCAUCCCUCUGGUGGAGGUCAACAGCUACCAGCGCAGCUGGUUCCUGCGCAGCAUGGCCGCCUCCCCGCUCUUCAUCUGCGCCUACCUCCGCCUCUUCCACUGGUACGCCCUGCUGGCGGCGGCGGGGGUGGGCGCCAGCCUGGCAGCGGCGGCCCACCUGGGCACGCAGCGGCUGCAGGGCAAGGCCCCCGUGUGGACGUGCGGCACGAGCUACCCCAUAGGUGCGCCGCGCCGCCUGCCGCUGGCCUCCCGCUUUGCCUGCUUCGGCCGCGAGGAAACGACCACCAAGUGGAGCUGCGGCCUGCGGGCUCAGCUGUGCGCCGCCCUGGUGGCCGUCUACGGCUUUGCGGUGGCCGCCAUGUGGAUCUCCCUGUUCGCCUCAGAGAUCGUGGGCCUCCUCCAGUUCUUCGGCAUGCUCAGGUGCGGCUCAGUUCAGGAGGGCAAGCUGGACCCCGCGGUGCUGGGCGUGACGCUGCUGGCGUGGGGGAACAGCCUGAUGGACUACAUGAACAACACCGCCAUGGCGGGGCGCAGCCGCGGCGGCAAUUCCAUGGCCAUGACCGCCUGCUUCGCGGGGCCGCUGUUCAACAUGCUGGUGGGGCUGGGCCUGGGCUUCUGGGCGCUGCUGGGGGAGAGCGGCGCGGCGGCCACGCAGGUGGAGAUGGAUCCCGUCGUGCUGGUGGGCUGCGUCUUCAUCCUGGUGAACUGCGCCUGCCUGGUGGGCAUCAGCCUCGCCCACCGCCAGUACCUGCCCGCCUGGUGCGGGUGGGGCAUGGUGGGGCUGUACUGCCUGUACCUGACCGUCGUGCUGGCGGUCAUGACCCUAACGUAG